Zygosaccharomyces rouxii is the source of this 447-nucleotide messenger RNA. It is a transcript of the gene MLC1, whose product is annotated as Mlc1p. Gene Ontology annotation, biological process: mitotic actomyosin contractile ring assembly. NCBI's taxonomy places the organism in Eukaryota, Fungi, Ascomycota, Saccharomycetes, Saccharomycetales, Saccharomycetaceae. Bases 1 to 447 code for a protein of 148 amino acids. The record is from RefSeq and is a predicted model, not a curated record. Gene Ontology annotation, cellular component: myosin II complex. The transcript has a single exon. Gene Ontology annotation, molecular function: calcium ion binding.
AUGUCUGCUGCUGCUGCUAGAACCAACAAGGAUAUCUUUACCCUCUUUGACAAGAAGGGACAAGGUACCAUUCCAAAGCCAUUGUUUGGUGACUAUUUGAGGGCCAUUGGUUAUAACCCAACUAACCAACAAACUGAACAAAUAUUGACCAACGGCGGUGCACCUGACCAAUUGUCAUUGGAUUCAAUUCACGAGUUGAUUCAACGAAACCAGCAGGAAUUGGAAGCAACCACUUCUGGCCGUGUGGAAGAUUUCAUAAAGGCAUUCCAAGUUUUUGACAAAGAAAAUACUGGUAAAGUGUCUGUUGGUGAUGUUAGAUACAUGUUGACUUCACUUGGUGAAAAACUAUCGGAUGAAGAAGUUAACGAACUGCUCAAGGGUGUGGAAAUAGAUAGCGAUGGUGGUGUGGAUUACAAAAAAUUCAUCGAAGAUAUUUUAAGACAGUGA